Messenger RNA from Symbiodinium sp. CCMP2592, 2646 nucleotides. The record is from the annotation of a GenBank genome assembly. NCBI's taxonomy places the organism in Eukaryota, Dinophyceae, Suessiales, Symbiodiniaceae.
AUGAAUGCCAUGUCUGACAACUACAUCACAGGGCAGCCUACGGACUCGACCGUUACCUUCAACGCCACCACCAGUGCAUGUGAGAAGAGCUCGCAAUGGCCUUCGGUUGUAUCUCUGCUUCGGAGACUACGAAGACGGGGUCUCCAAGCGACAGUCACGGCAGAGAACGCGCUUAUGAAUGCAUGUGGGAGCCAGCAGCGAUGGAAAGAGUCUCUUCAAGCCCUGCGCCGAAUGCAAGACGGCCACAUGGAACCCAACCUCACUACAUUUAAUGCAAUUCUUAAUGCGCGCGAGAGGGGUCAUAUCUGGAAGGAUGCUGUGCAGGUUGUGGCCAAGCUAGUGGAGCAGCGGCUCGUUCCUGGAAUUUUGACAGGCUGCGCCGCUGUAGCUGCUGCUGGAAGAUCUACUAAGUGGCAGCUGGCUUUGGCUUUUCUGCCUCGAUCUCAAGCAGAUUUGGUAUUGCAUUCAUCAGCGAUGGAUGCAUGUUUAAGCGCUCAGCGCUGCCAGCCAGUUUUCGUGCUCCUGCAGGAGCUGUGCGAUGGCAGUGUGAAGGCAGACACUGUGAUUUGCAACUCUGUCAUGGCCGCGUGUGUCAUUGCGAGGCAGCCGAACAAGGCGGCCUCCAUUCUUCAUCAUGUGCAGUGUCAGGGCCUGGAAUUAAUGUCAUCCGUGAACUCAGCAGACUGCCUGAGCAAUUUGCACGAUGUGAAAAGUAGAAUGCAAGUGAUUGUGCCGGAGACGUCCAGGAGCUUUAGCUCUCGAAGAUCCCCUGGUAGAUCGGACUGGGCCGAGGGCGCUCAACUUCUACACGACUUGGAAAAGCAAGAGCUGCAGGUGAGUGAAAGCAUGUAUACGUCUGCAAUCCGUUCAGCAAAGCGGUGGAGGAUGGCUUUGGGCCUGCUUUGUCAUUUGCAAAGACCGGCACUUCAAGCAAACACCGUGACAUACGGGGCUGCAGCGUAUGCCCUUCGGAAUGAGACGAAGUGGAUUCAGUCGUUAAGCCUCCUCACAGAUGCUCAAGGUGCAAGCUUAGAAAGCAGUCUGGUAACAUACAAUAUCACAACGACAAGUUUGGGCAGAAGCACAGGCCAGUGGAUGCGAGCUGGUGCACUGCUCUCAGACCUCAGACGGGUGCAACUGAAGCCUGAUCUUGUCAGCUACAACUCGAUGAUUUCUUCUGAAGGCAUGGGAUGGCAAAAGGCAAUCGCCUUGAAGGCUCAGAUGCGAGCACAGCAGGAGGGCAACAUGAUUACGUUGAACUCCAUAUGCAAUUCCUUUAGCAGGGCUGCUGUUUGGGAGCAGGCCCUGCACGUCCACAAAGACGUCGCUGCUUUGCAUAGCCUGCCUGAUCUGGUGAUGGUCAACACGAUCAUCAAUGCUUGUAAAUCACAGUGGUCCACAGCCUUGUUCCUUCGAGAUCUUUCUUGGUCACGACAGUCGCCUGAUGCUUUCACGUAUGUGGCUUGCAUCUCCUGCUUCGAAUCCGGCGCUCAGUGGCAGCGGGCCUUCAGCCUCCUGGGACCUUCCGAGGCUCAGCAGCUCAACAGUUCGAUUACGUACAAUGCCGUUGCUGCUGUUCUGAACACUUCUGAGCAAUGGCUGCAGAACCUAGCCUUGCUUUGCAACCAACGAUGGCGCCGCCUGCCAGCUGACAUCAUCACCUUUGGAACCUUGGUUACUGCAUGUGAGGGGUGCUCGCAGUGGCCAGCUGCGCUGAUGGUGUUUCAGGAGCUUCUGUCAUCAGGACCGAUGCCAGAUCUCAUAGCGUAUAACGCGGCCACUAGUGCGUGUGGCAGAGGCAGUCAGUGGCAGUUCGCUCUGACGCUCUUCUUCGAGCUUUCUGCUGCAAGACUUCAGGGCAACAGCAUCUCGAGAAAUAGUGCCAUCAGCGCAUGUGCUAACGCUGGCCACUGGGAGCAUGCACUUUUGCUGCUGUCUGAGAGUUAUGCUCAGUCGUUUCCGGCGGACAUUAUCGCACACAGCGCUGCCAUAAGUAGCUGCGAGAAGGGGCAGCAAUGGCAGCUGGCAUUGGCCUUGUUGAUGGAUCUUCCGCGGAGUCAGUUGAAGCCAAACGCGGUUGCCUUAAGUGCCACCAUUAGCGCAUGCGAAAAGGCUCAGCAGUGGAACUAUGCAUUGGAACUGCUGGAGGUGUUGGUUCAACAGCGUCUGAAGCCAGAUAAGGUCGCGAUGAAUGCUGCCAUCAGUGCCUGCGAGAAGUGUGGGAAAUGGGCCCAUGCUCUAGUGAUUGCUGCCGACAUGGAGAACAUUCGUCUUCAAACUGAUGUGAUCACGUGGUCCACUGCCAUCAGCGCCUGUGCCAAAGGAGCCUCUUGGCGACCCGCUCUGGCCCUUUUGGGACGGCUGGAGGAUGCACUUAUACAGCCAAAUGUGAUUACUUGCAAUGCUGUGUUAUGGGCAUGUGUAGCUUGCCAAAAGUGGGUUGAGGCACUUCAAGUGUUUGAGAAAUUUCGCAGCCAGGCCUUGCGAAUCGAUGUUGUAACCUUGAGCGCUGCAGUUUUGAGCGAAGAGCUCGGAGCUCGCCUCUUUCAACUGCACCCGUUUCUGACAAGCUUGACCGAGUUGUCUUUGCAGCGGCUGAAAGACUUUGCUCACCCGAAACAUGGCCCAUGCUCAGCACUUUGUUAA